AUGAGCCCGCGAAGGAGAUCCAGGAAGAGGGGCGGGGCCGUGUCAAACCUCCUCCUGAAUGCCAUCUCCUACGGCGGCAUGUCGGGAGUGACCUUUACUGGCCUUAGGAAAGUCUUGAAGGCCAAUGGUCACUAUGACAUGGCGAACAAUAGAGCUCGGCUCCGUCUGGCUGUCCACAGGCUGGUAGCCAAAAAGUAUGUUGUUCGCACAAGGGGGAGACGCCUCAAAAUCAACCCAUACGGCCCUCGCAGGUGGAGGCGGCGGCGGCGGAGGAGGCGGCGGAGGAUGAGAGGCAGGAGAAGGAGGCGCAGGAGGUCCACACCUGGGCGCAGGAGGAAGAGGGGAAGGAGAAGGUCAAGGAGGAGAAGGAGGAGGAGGAGGAGGAAGUCCCGCAGGAGGAAGUCUCGCAGGAGGAGAAGGAGGAAGAGGAGGAGGAGGAGACGCAUUCGGAGGAGGCGGUAUCGCAGGAGGAGGCGCUCUCGGAGGAGGCGGUAUCGCAGGAGGAGGCGAUCCCGCAGGAGGACACCGCAGGAGGAGAUAUUCUCGGAGGAGAAGGAGGUAUUCUCGGAGGAGAAGGAGGUAUUCUCGGAGGAGAAGGAGGUAUUCUCGGAGGAGAAGGAGAUAUUCUCGGAGGAGAAGGAGGUAUUCUCGGAGGAGAAGGAGGUAUUCUCGGAGGAGAAGGAGGUAUUCUCGGAGGAGAAGGAGAUAUUCUCGGAGGAGAAGGAGAUAUUCUCGCAGGAGAAGGAGAGUCAGGAGGCGCAGGCUGAGGAGAGUCCGGAGAUAUCGACGUAG
Corythoichthys intestinalis (scribbled pipefish) is the source of this 792-nucleotide messenger RNA. RefSeq names its product protamine-like protein. The transcript has 2 exons. The record is from RefSeq and is a predicted model, not a curated record. Bases 1 to 792 code for a protein of 263 amino acids. Lineage: Eukaryota; Metazoa; Chordata; Actinopteri; Syngnathiformes; Syngnathidae.